UAUCACGACAAAAACUCAACAAACUCUGACAAAAGUUAGAGCCAGACUUUGUAAAUUCGGUUGUAAAAUUAUGGUCGAACUUAUGCUACAGCUGAAUUAUGGUUGCAAUUUUUAUGAGUGUCUUUUCGACAGUCAAAGAAAUUAGUUGUACUUUGACAACGCUGCUGGCAAAUGUCACAAAAAAGACUGAUUUAACCUCACUUUUUUAUUGAUAAAUUUGAAAUUCUGUUGUGGUUUUUGAAAAAAUCAGUUUAAUUUUGUUGUCUUUGAUUAUGCAAUAAUAAAAUGGAAAAUUCGGCCCCUUCUCUUGCCAUCACGCCAAACGUGUUACUUGCCGAAUGUUGCAGUAUCUGUGGAAAAGCGCACAAUACCCAAAAUUGUGAUUACGUACAAAUUUUGAAAUAUGUCCAUGAUAAUGAAAUACCAUCCAGAGCUAAACUCACUUUACCCAAAUUUUUAAGCAUACGAAUUCUAAGUGAUGGCUCAUAUGCAACAAUUACCAAGUCUACAAUAAGCAAAGGGACCAGAUUUGGCCCUUUCCAGGCUGAGAAAUCCAGUACUUUGGAGCCCACGAUGACAUUUCCUUUGAAAAUUUUUGAUAAAGAAAAUCGCGAGUAUUUUUUAGAUGCCACCGAUGAACAGAAGUGCAGUUGGCUGAUGUUUGUGGGGCACGCUGAUUGUGUUGAAGAACAGAAUUUAAUCUGCUAUCAGGAAAAAGGCGAAAUUUACUACGUUGCAAUUAAGGAUAUUAGGAUUGGGGAGACUCUUAAGGUGUGGUAUGCCCCCUACUAUGCUCAAAAAAUGAACAAAGCAAUAUUGGCCCCAAAAGCAGCCGACGAUCCAUUAAAAAAUGUGGACAUCGAUUUUUUGAUUAAAAAGCAACAAAAAAUAACGGAACGUAAAGUCUGGACCUGUAAGUUUUGUAGUCACAUUGAGAAUAAUAUUACUUCGUUUGCGAGGCACAUCUUGAAACAUUACACUGCUCAACACAAAAACAUGUGCGAAUUGUGUAAGAAAUCGUUCAGAUCAAAGAAAGGCUUAAAUAAUCAUUUAAAAAUCGUGCACAAAAUGUUAGUGACUUCGUCACCCAAAACUUCGAAAAGUGUUGUCACGCCCCCGAAAACAGAUUGCAGAGAUGUGGUACUUGGGGGUCCUUUAUUGAACGAUAUGUUUACGGACAGUUCCGAUUUGCAACAAUUUGAUCUCCUCGAUAAUCAGAAUUUAUUAUUGGACAAUGAUAAUCUAACAGUGGAAAAUCUGCUCAGUGACAAUGUUAAAGAUUUGGACCAUUUCAAUUUCGAGAUAGACGACAGUCAGAAGCAAUUUAUUUGUGAUAUUUGUCUUAAGCAAUUUACCAAAAUCAAGCUCCUAAUCGUGCAUUUGAGGCACCAUACAGGGGACUUUAUGUGUUACAAGUGUCUAAAGAUUUUUUGCCGAAGGGAAAAUUUAAAAUCGCACAUUUGCAAUAUGAGCAGUCACCACCGCUGCGAUUUAUGCGAUCGUACUUUCACCCAACGUAAAUACCUCUCCCGGCAUCUGGAAGCCGUACAUAAUAAAAAAUACAGUUGCGUUUCGUGUGGCAAAAACUAUCACUCGAACAAGGAGUUGCUGGAACACAACUGUAGCAAAAUCCCGAAUGCCGACAAGGAGCGCUUUAUGUGCCCCAUUUGUGACAAACUCUUCUUCCGUGAAAUUUAUCUCAAGAGACAUUUGAAAACGCACGACCAAAAAGGCAGAACUUCAAAGCCGAAUUACGUAACUUGCGACGUCUGCGGCUUGCACUUAAUCAACACUUCAUAUUUCUCGCACAAGAAGAAACACCAAGAGCCUUCAUACGCUUGCGAAAUCUGUAGUAAAAAAUUCCACAGGACCGACUCGCUCAAACAACACGUUUUGAUCCAUCAAGCCAACGAGUUCGAAUGUGAUAUUUGUCAUAAAAAGUACAAAACCGAAAAAGUAUUCAAGUACCAUCUCAAGCGGCAUAACAGUGUGCAGGCCUACAAGUGCUCGCUGUGCGACGCCUCGUUCAAAAUCCGCAACAGUUUAAACCGACACAUUAAGAAUUUUCACAGAGAAAAAAGCAAUACAAAGAGCGAGAUUGAAUAUUACAUUUGCCCUGUUUGCCAAAAGUCAAUUAAAUUGCGAAGCUCGCUGUUGAGGCAUUUGAAGAAAUCGCACCCUGAAGUGGCCAACAUUGACUUGAACGCAAUUAGACCGAAAUUAUUUAAAAACACAAAAAAUAAUGAUAAGGAUAAUGAAGUGCCGUUUAGUCUUACGAACGAAAUCGAUAACCAAAUUAAUACGUUGUUGAACAAUGCCGAAAAUAACACAACGAUUAAUAAAAACGCCGUUGAUAGUUUGGUGGAAGAGCUGGAUAUUAAUAACAAAAAUGAGGACAAAGAGACGAGGGAAGUGUGUCUCUCGAUUCCGGACCUUACCGAAAAUUACCAGGAAAUCACCUUAGAUAAAAACGCUUAUAUCCUGGAUAAUGGCACCAUUGUUCAGCCGCAGGCAAACUCCGAAAAUGUUAUUAUUUAUGUUUUGGACCAAACAUAUUAAGUUUCUCUUGAUUUAAGUUUAAACGUUGAGUGUUUGUUGUUAAAUGAAGUUUUGUACUUAUAAGCAAAAAUAAAGACAGUUUUUCAAAAAUUAAA
Molecule: messenger RNA, 2654 nt
Organism: Tribolium castaneum (red flour beetle)
Lineage: Eukaryota; Metazoa; Arthropoda; Insecta; Coleoptera; Tenebrionidae
Product: zinc finger protein 26
Exons: 8
Coding region: 286-2559 (757 amino acids)
Biological process (GO): regulation of transcription by RNA polymerase II
Cellular component (GO): chromosome
Molecular function (GO): chromatin insulator sequence binding; protein binding
Source: RefSeq, a predicted model, not a curated record